This is a messenger RNA of Xyrichtys novacula (pearly razorfish), 9259 nucleotides long. NCBI's taxonomy places the organism in Eukaryota, Metazoa, Chordata, Actinopteri, Labriformes, Labridae. The record is from the annotation of a GenBank genome assembly.
AUGUGACACCACCGCUUUUGCGUCAUCACUCUGCGACUAUCUACAGCAGACGGUUACAUGUGUGUACUAAGUUUUCACAAAAUACUGGUAAGUCCUUUAUCACAAUAAGUUACCGUGCUGUGAGUCGAGUCUGCAUUUUACUCUGCUAAAGAACAGACUCCGUGCGAAGAUCGGAGUUGAAACGCUGUUAGUGUGCGGCGUUAGAGGCUGUCUGUGGAUUCACGCGACAAGGUCAGGAUUGAUCAUGACAGAGAAACCACAAACUCUGACUAAACCUCUGUCCUUCUAGAGGAGCAGCUGCUGUGUAAGUCAAAGAUGCAUCAACAGAUUGAUAGUUGAUCUCUACUUUGCUGGAUUAUUGGCACGGGGGGUUUUUGAUAUCAGGUCCCGGUGUUCUGGUAACACAACCAUGAUCUCCUUCGAUAACGAGGAUUACGGAAGGACUCGGUUAACAUAAUGUCAUUAUUUCGUGCUAUGUUAUUGUCGCAGCAGAUAGGGGAGAGUGGGGUAAGAUGAGCCAUUUUUUUAUAUUUCGGAUCACUACAUCAAGGUAAUCAUAGUUUUGUCUCUAACUAGAGUAUCUGCAUAUAUUUCAGCAUGUUGUGCAUCCCUGCAAACCAACAGAAUGAGUGUAAACAAAACUGUCUUGAUAAUAGAGCAUACAAAAAAAAAGUGAUCUCCUAUGGUCAACUCAUUCUGUGUAUGGGCUGAGUCAGGGGUGUCAAACUCAACCACAGCAAGGGACAUAAUCUGGAUUUAGGUCUAACCUGAGGGCCAAAGAGGGUCAACAUUUCACCAAAACUGUCAACCUCCUUUUCAAAAAAUAUGGAACAAAAAUAGCUUCUAACCUUAACAGACUCCAUGAAUUGAUGCCCAUCUCCUAAAUAUUUGGUCAAAAUGUGACUUAAAGUUUAAAAUUGGAAUCUAAAGUAUAAAAAUGACUCGUCCAAAUACUGAGUUGAACAAAAUUGAAGCAUGAAGUAAAAAAUCCAAUCAUGUUUGACUUGUAAUUGUAACUUGUACUUCUUUUACCAUUUCCAAGCAGCAGGGGGUGGCUCAACUUACCCUUUGGCUCACCUUACCCCACUCUCCCCUAAUUGAUCAAAAAAUGAUCAGACGACUCUUCAAGCAUGUUAUUAAACUCUUCUGAACUCUCCACUUCAGGUUGGAUGUAGGAUGGUGGUCCUGUCUCCUGAAUUGUGACACACCUCUCUCCUUCCCCACCUGUCCUGCCUCUGAGAGCUGAUGGCGAGCCGCUUCUUGGGCAGAUGUGCCAGUACGCUAUGCAGAGCCUCCUGCCGGCCUGCAGCUGCUUCUGCCCGCCUGUCCCCGCCCGGUGCCUAUUCUGCAGCGGUGCAGAGGGCUCAGGGCUGGCAGUGGGUCACAGAAAGGCUAAUGUGUGAGGGAAGGACAGUUAUAGACCCAGAAACUUUCCCUUUAUCGCCUCAACGCUCAAAGCUGGAUGAGCUGAUAGAGAAUGCAGUGGAGCCAGAAAGCAUCCUGGCGGCCUGGGCGGCACAUGGAGGUGAUGGUCAUCAAGCUGGUAACGCCCUGAGAUAUUGGACAAGGUUGAUGAUAAUGACGUCGGGCAAAUUUACGGAUGAACCAUCAGAAGUGAUGACAGAUCCAAGGCUGCUGAAUAUGAUGGACAGACUAAACAAGGAGGUAAGGAAGCCACAUUCAUAGCAGGAUGAACAAUGUUGCAGAUACUGUAUCUUCCUUGAGUCCUUGUGUCCAACUGCUCAUACUCCAUUAUUUUCAUUGUGUUUACUUUCCAGACGAGAUUAGUGUGGAACAGCACUCUAGUGUCCGUCUUGCGUGCUCUCUGGGCUAUGCAACUUCCCAAGUCUGAUCCCGUACUCAGAUCUGUCCAGACUGAGGUCAUGUGGAGAACCCGCAGGUUGUCUUGCAAGCAUCUGGGCCUCCUGGUAGAGUGGGGGGCUAACAGGGACGCACCGAUGGAUGUGGCCGUAGUGAAUACUGCUUUAAAACAGCUGGAACUGCGCUGGACUGAAAUCAGUGAAGCUAAAACUGUCAGUACACUCAUAUCCAACAGACGGCGCCUAUCACCUAUCUUGUACAGCAGACUGGAAGACAAGGUAUGGGAAUUAAAAAACAUACUACACAAAGUAAUUGGUUCAGUGCCAAAUAGAGCAAGACCAUGAGGAUGAUAAAUAAUGGGAAAAAGUACAAAUAGUGAUACUCACUUAGACCCUGAAUGGCAACACAAGGUAGGAAAUCUAAGAAAUGCAGAGAGGCCACAGAGAUCACUACAAAACAUGACUCGCCUAUUAACAAGGCUCUGUAAAUCUUCCUCAGAUCUGUGGAAAUGGUGACUUUAACUUUUAACCUAAAUAUAAUUUGGCACUGUUUUGAAAUCCUUUAUUACUGUGUUUCAGGUUCUGGAGCUUGCAGAGAGCUUCUCAGCAGAGGACAUUGGUAAAGUCUGUGUAUCCAUGGCUGCUCAGAACCACAGAUCCGUCCCAUUGCUCAGAGCAUUAUCCUACUAUCUCCAGCAGAAGUCUUCAUCAGAGCUGACCACUCCACUGAUACUUGACAUAGCUUUUGCAUACGGUAUGAACCCUACUUAUUCUAAAUAAAUUAAUCAAAGGCAUUCAUGCAACCACUUUGCAAUCUUACCAUUUUGGCCUUGGAUGAAGAUGUUUUCAGGGUAAUCUGUGAAUUUUUAUGCAUUUGUAGCUGUGCUUAGUUGCAUAUCACUGCAGCUGGCUGGUUGAAUAAACACAACAUUGCAUUGUGUGUAAAAUGAUGAGAAAGAGCAGCCAUUUGUUAUCUGAACUGGGACAGAACAUGUACUCGUCAGUCGGCCCAUUAUGGCAGCCAAUACAGCCGGCAACAGUAUUACACAGAAGCCAGAGUGCUUCCCUAUAAAUGUACAGUUCAGAUAAAGAGAUUGACACCUCAGCUUUAAAGGUAGGGUAGGCGGGAUCUGUGGAAGUGCCAGGAGAAAUCUUGAAUGUAAACUCUACCCCUCCCAACCAGCUUUCCCCUCAGCUCCUCCGCUCCCCUCCCUCUCUGCUCCAUCAAGCCCCGCCCACAAACAGACGCUCCUGCUCGCUCGUAUCGUUUCAGUUAAAUUCAGAUAUAAUGCAGAUAAAUACUUAAGAUAUAUAAAAAUGGGGCCCAGUCAAGGUGAAAGUAAAAAGCAUUGGUGCUACUGUAGAUGCCAACAGACUACCAGCAAACACAAUGUUUACAGGACUUCCACAACGAGGAUAAAGUGACAUAGUCCAGGACCCGAGGUCAACAGUUUAGCGAUGGCGCUACACCACGCUACAGCAGGUCUCAUUUGAUAAGAAACACUUCUGUUACAGACACUUGUCUUACUUUGCUAAAGCGGUUUACCUGUCCAGCAGAAAGGUUACAGGGUCUGUAAGAUCCUGAAGCGUCCCCCAUCAUUUAUGCUGAUGUUGACCCAGCUAUUUAGCUCUUGUCCGGUCUACCUCCUUUUUAAGUGCUCAUUAUUCCGCCAGAGUCUCCGGUAUUUGCUUCGUUUUCUUGCUUUUGUUGGCAGUCGUGGCCAAAGGAGGAUUCAGACAAUUUUCUGUUUGAUUUCUACUGUCCGAUAUUGUCGCACGAUAACUUUGUGCGGGCUCGUGAACGACUCCGGGGAAGUAGCAUCUGCCUUACAACCGAUCAGGUCGGGGAGGUGGAGAAUGGCUUUGUUUACAGUCAGAAAGAGCGGGUUGCUCAAAAAAUUAAAAAAGGUCAUCUACACAGACUUAACAGAACACAGUGACAUCGUGAUAUGACCAAAUGUCAUCAAUGACCAGUAGCUAUAGACUGAUAUUCAAAGCUUUUUUGUAUAUACACCACUAAAAAAAAAAAAAGAUGCUUCUUUAACAGAUUCCUGCCUACCCCACCUUUAACAUUUACAGUUACCAACACAGGACUUAUCACCUUACAGUUCACAAAAAUUAUCGUGCAUUAGGAGCCCAUGAGGUGUGGAUACAGACCACAGAUUCUACAAGUUUUUGCACAUUGGCAGUUCAGGGGGGGACAUAUUGACCCCUACUACUUCUCGUGUGUUUGCAUGGAGGCAGAAUGGUGGGGUGAAGUUGUUCUGCUUCUGAUCUGCCACCAGAGGCAGUAAUGAUUGUAGAAAGGUUAGGCAGAAAAACGCUGUGUGUGUGUGUGCGGGUUCUACUGUGUGUUUACUUGGCAUUCUUCCUGAGUUCCUGCAUUACUGUUAAUGUGAUGAAAAAUCACACUCAAGGACACCUGUGUCAUGCAAUUGCAGGCUUCAAUGUAUGUAAAUACAAAGGUGUGGUGACAGUGUUAUUCAUUAUGGCACUGGUGCAGAAAUGCAUUGUGUAAGUGGCCACGAUGAGACAAAAUUUGUACACACUGCAACGCACUUUGAGCAAAUCUCUCUCUCUUUACUUGCCAAGAAUUACAGCUGCUGAUGGAGUUGAUUUGAUACAACUUAGAGGGCACCAUAGGUACAUACAGUCAAUAGAUCUCACAUUAUGGCAAAGGAAAUCUUGUUUCUAUGUGACCACAUUUCCUCAAGGCAGUAUAUAUAUAUUUUUUUUACUCGGCGAGGUUUGUGUCAACAAAUUUCACAGGUGAAAUCUGUCAAAUGAAAUGCUCGAAAAAUGAAAGUCAUGUCCAUUGAGUUACAAUCUUUACUGUAUCAAGUAACAGCUUUGUUUUUGCUCCUCUCUAGGGAAGCUGAAUUUCAACAACCCUGAGCUAUUUCAGCGGUUGGUAUCAGAGUUGUUACCCAGAAUUCCUGAGAUGAGCCCCUUCGACGUCAUUCGCUGUACUAAAUCCUUUAGCCUCCUCAAGUGGCUUCACAUACCUUUAUUUGAGGCUUUUGCUAAGGUCAGUCACUCACCACAUACUAACAGAUUUUUUGGUAAAUUAGAAAUAUUAACUUGCUCCUGAUAUUAGAUGCAUAACUGUAUUUUUUAUCCCCAUCAGAAUUACACAGAGAACAGUGAGAAUUACGACACUCUAAGGCUCUGUAAUCUGCUCAUGAGUUUUGCCAGACUCAACUUUCAGCCCAGUAAUGAAGAAGAGUUUUACACCAAGGUACUAAAGAUACAGAAUCUUUUAAUUGACUCAUCAUGUUACUUCUGCUGCCUGUCUUAGAUUUUUUUUCCAUGGUUGCCUUUUUCGUGAAGGUUCACUCUGCACUGGAAGACUCUCUCUCGGACCUGGAGCCUGCCUUUGAGACGGAUGCAGUCUGGUCUCUGUGUGUGCUUCAGCAGGCCAAGCCUCGUUAUCUCACCCCACUCAUGCAGCAGAGCCACAUUACCAAACUGUCCGGUAAGGUACAGUGCUGUUGAUGUUCAUUCUCACUUCUGAACCUUGUAGCUUUGCACCUGCUCCCCUAAAUAAAGAAAAGCUGCUUUAAGUGAUCCAGGUCCUUUGCAAGAAUGUCCUCCUUUAAGAGUUUUAUAACCUUUUCUUGAGUUAACAGUAAAAACGGGUCAUGAUCACAGAAUAGACUUUUAAAAAUUAUUUUUACAUUUCUUCAUGCCUCCAAACAGAUGGCAGCUACAACACUGGAUUAACUGUCAGUUUUGUAAACACAAAAUCUCAGAAAAUCAUGGAGGAAAAUGUCCACUUGGUCUCUUGGGUGAAACUGACUCCAUGAGACAUGCAUGUAGGAGUUGUUGAUUCUAGUUGAACCUCCUGAACUGCUUUGUUCAUGUAUUUUUAGACUUCCAGAUCUUACUAACAAAGUUCUAUCUCAUCAUCAGUAGAUGGCAGUGCACCACCAGUUGAUUUCUGCUUUUGCUCAGUGGAAGUUUGUUUCAAACUUGAAGCAGAGCUUUUAAUACAAAAUGUGUUUUUCAGAAAAAAUGGAUACCACUUGGUCUGUUAGCACUCACGCAUGCUCUGUUCUCUUUUCUGCCUGUAGAGGGCAGCACAGCCGGGGCAGACCUCUAUCGACUGAAGCUCAUCCAGAUUGCUGCUUCUUUCCACCUAGAACAUCCAGAUUUCUCUCUUUCUCUACCCUCUCUGAGUGGCCUCAGUGUCUCAGCCAAAGUCCCUCCCCUAACCGUCCUGCAGAAAACACUCAGAGAAGCUUUGAAGAAUUUCGUAGGUGAUAGGACAGACGCCCUCCGCACUGGGGUGGACACAGUGUAUGGAUGGACUAUUGGUAAGGAAGUGAAGUUGGUCUCAUAAAGUGCACUCCUUUUUCACUGGAGUUUAAUGACAUUUUAACUUCGUUUAAUCUAUUCUUCAUAUAUGUAACAAGAACAGGAAAUAGCUCAAAUAAUCUACUCAGUUAGACUCAUGCUUUUCCAAUAAUCACUCUCAAAAAUCAAAAUUACAGGGACAAUACAAUAAUUAAAUUAGUCAAUCAAUCAUAUUUCAUUUAAAUAUUUCUUCUUUAAUAUUUUUAUCUAUUCCUUUGACAAGGAAAUGUGAUUUGAUGUAGUUCGAGUACAGAGGAUUAAAAGUGGUAUGUUGCACUGACAGCUUUUAGCUACUUACUACUUCUUGUCCCUGGAGAGCCUUUACGUAACUGUGAGGUAAGACGUACAGCGUUAAUCAUAAAUGAAUAUUAAAAUUUAAACAGAAAACACUGCAUAUGAUAAUACAACAAAAUACAUAUACCAUAAUAUAACUGUUGAUACAUUCUUUUAACUAAUUUGUAGUUUGAGAUGCAUUAGAUGUGAAACCUUUGAUCCACUCAAUUGAUCCAAAACAAUUCAAAUCUCAGACAUUGAAAUGAAAAUAAAGCAGAUCAAUCAAAACAAACUACUUCUGAAUACUUUCUCUUGUCUGAAACUGCCAAUGAAUACCUAGACCUAGACCAAAACUAGAUAAAAACACAUAGAUAUUACAAACAAUCAAAAUUAUACCUUUUUUCUAUACUAUUUUAGACAGAGAGUUGAAAUACUUGGGUCUGUUUUUAUCCAGCCACAUAACGUAUGCAGAAAUGUGUACCGAGUUUCCCUCAGACCAAGUCCAGAGGAGACUGUUUGAACACAGCCAACACUCUCCUGUCGACCUCUAUAAACUAUAAACUGAAAGCUGAGGACAUAUUCCGUUGUGUCAUUGAGUUCAAGCUUUUUUGUUCACCUGACAAACCCUUCUCUCAUCAGAGGGUGAGCUGGUCUUGGAUUGUGACAACAAACCAGUCGACUUGUCACAGCUGAAAGCCCCUCAUCUACCCAGUGGAGGAGGAGAGCAGGCUCUUCCUGCAGGGGCUCAGCGGUGAGUCAUACAGGGGGGAAUCAUGCUAGCCUAGGUUGUUAAAGAUUAAUUUUAGUUUCACUUUUGCUCUGUUUGUCUGAAGUCAUUUUGUCAUCCUGUUUUAACUCAUCUCUGGCUGGUUUUAGGCUUGCUGUCCUGGCUUGGGAGUUUGCACACUUCGGCUCAAAGAGUAGAGACCUCCUGGGACGGUUUGCCAUGAUGAAGCGACAUCUCAUCCUGGCUGACUUCAUUGUAGUGGAGGUAGGGAGAGGAUGGAGAUAGGAUAACCUGUUUUGUAGUGACGGCUAUGGCUGUGAUGUUACUUUAGAGUAAAAGCCUUUUUAGCAGUGUCCAAAUUAUUUUUCUACCUCUGCCAAAGGGUUUUUGUAUACUAUGGCUGCAGCCUUACAGUGGCAUGAUUUCAAAGUGGUAAACAAAAGCACAUUAUAACCAACAGAUGGUGUGAAAAAUCAUUUAGGAAAUGUUUUUUGUCUUUUCCCCUUUGAUCCAACAAGAAACAGUCUGUUAAUGUUAAUGCCCACACAGGCGGCCUCACUAAGCUUUAUGACUCCUCAUUUGUUUCUAUGAGAAACAUCUGGAGCAGGUGAACAAAACGUUUUGCAUUUCUUAUCCACUCAAGUUAAAGAUUUAAAGAUUAGAAAUGCUGCUGCUAUAUCUCACAGUCUAAGGCUUUGCAAACAAUGGACCUCAUAUUUGAGAGUCAGGUGGGUCCCACUGCAGACUGCGGUAUAAAUAGAGCUUCAGCCGCAGCUCUUCAUCUCCUCAUCUAGGCCACUCCAAACUAGAGCUGUUGCAACACACUGGCAUUAGCAAUAACUGUCUUUUUUCAAAAGUGAAAUGUUUAUAUGGUGCUAGAAAUGGGCUUACUUAUCAGUGAAUGUGUAACUAAUUGUUCAGUAGUGAUUUUUUUCCAUAAAUAUCAGAAUAAUUUAAUUAUAAGGAAUAGGAAAAAUUGUAGCAUCUCUUGCGUCUCAAGUUUGCAGAGCUGUAGAGUAUGUGAACUCGGUCCACUGUGUUGUAUUUUUAAUAAUGUGUUUAUUAAUAUAUGAUGAUACAAGUAGCUAUGAAGCCAUGUUUCUCAAGACAGUCUUGGAUUGGCAAAGUUUUCACUGAUAAGGUAAUGACCUGCUUUUUGUCCUCUUGCAGGUACCAUACUAUGAGUGGCAGGGGCUGAAAACUGAUUGGCAGAGGCUUGAAUACCUGAAGGGUAAAAUGGGGAAGGCUCUGGCCGAGGACAUGGCUAAAUGAGCCUAUCGGUCGUCAGAAAAUUUGCAGACUCAGCUAAAUCACAGCGUUUCCAACCAAAUUGGACAACAGGGAAUACGCGGGUAUGCCCACACUCACGCUCACAGCAGAGUGGCUUUGCAGAAAAGCUCUCUCAUACUUUGGUAGAUAAAAAAAAAUAAAAUCAUAUUUUCACUCUGGUUCCCUUGGCAACGUGUGGGGCUUUCCCUGUUUCCAUGGUGAUGUUGAAUGAGGGGUUUUGGAGGCAGAGAGACAGAAAUAAACACAUCAGUAAGUCCUUUUAUGGAGAAGAUGUGAUCUACUAAGAGUUAUCAAAACAGAAGCACCAGGGCUGUAUCAUAUCUGUAUGUGAAUACAUUGAAAUAACUAAAUUAUCUCUGUGAAUGUGUCAUCUUGUGAUGGAAUAAACUGUUUUAUUGCAUUUUUUUCUGUAUUUUUUCACCACCGUGUUUUAAAGAUUAUCUGAGUGCCUUCAUAAUUUCAUACUUUGAUUGUUGUGUGCUGGUUUAUAAUAAGCACAUUUGCAGUCAGUGAAGUGUUGCAUUAAAAAUGUCAUCGGUGUGGUAUUCAGAUAGAAUACGUUUCAUUUGACAUCUUACAGCUAAUGACAUUCCCCACUGGCUUACUGGUAUGUGCAUGUGUGCAUCAGUAUUUUUAGCAAGCAUUCAUUGGAACAGAGGAGUGGUCAUUUCAUAGCUUUACAUAAAAGUUAUCUUCUUUACAGUAAUUAUUUUUUCAUUUUUCUGAAUUCAAAUCACUGAAUAUAGUUGGUUUGCAUAAUGAAAAAUGAAUAAAACAUGCUUCAUUUCUUUAA